Gryllus bimaculatus (two-spotted cricket) is the source of this 7333-nucleotide messenger RNA. The record is from the annotation of a GenBank genome assembly. NCBI's taxonomy places the organism in Eukaryota, Metazoa, Arthropoda, Insecta, Orthoptera, Gryllidae.
AGGAAAUUUUGUAGUAGCUUGGUACGACUAUCGUGUUCGUCUAAUAUGGCUGUCGUGGCAAGAAUUUGUAGAAAGCAAUGGACAGAAAAUUUAGAAAUACAGAAUGUGUAAUGCUGAAAAGUGCUCUUAAUUUGUGCACCUGAAUGCGAUAUUGUUUUGGUUUUAGCGUACGCCAGUGAGUGAUAUUCUUCAUGUUCUUUGGAAAAUUAAAUCAACCUAGCUGUCACUUAAUAACAAACUAGUCCGCUGUAGAAAGUCGAUUGAAAACACGGAAGUAAAAUUGGUGUAUCUUCUAACACGAUUUCAGUGUAUAAGUUGGAUGAAAAUUCCGACUAGUCGGUCUUGACAUCAUUGCACUGAAAAACAUAGAAAACAUGGGUAGCAGAUGACCUAUCGAAUUAAUCAAUUCCUCCACCAUGAGUGGCUUGGCUCCAUCAGCUGUUGUUGGAGCAUCUGGUACUUUGCUACCAGACAAGCGCUCUGACAUAGCCUUUAUCAAACGUCAGAAACUGACCUGUUGUCAUAACAAUGUUCCCCCUGUCCAUGGGCGCAGUGGACCUGCCCUACAUGUCCGCACUCGACUCAGCAAUCAUCAACGUAACCUCAGCUUAGAUUUCAGAUCCAUGGGCAUCCUGCUGCCUCCGGUUUCACAGGUAACCACAGCAACUACUCUAACUAUGCAUCAUCGUAACCGCAGCCUGGAUUCGGCGCUCCAGAGAAUUCCUGAGGUUGACGUGACACCCAGCCCAGAAUGUGAGAGCAGCGAACGCACCUUGGCACUACCCCGAUCUGAUGCUAGUGAAGAGGAGUCUUGUGCCAGUGGAACAGCACCUUCACCUGGGACUCCUGCAGUCAAGGGACCAUUGGAUCGAGAAGAAAUCGCAAGUCUGGGUUCUGAUGAUUCAGGCAUUUUGUGUGGCUCAGAUAGUGGUCACAGCAGUGAUGCAAAUGCUGCAACACGUGAGUCAAGUGUGGAGCAGUUGCCUGGAACAAGUGUGCGCCAGCUACCUGAGGAGAUCAGGCCCAAGGGGCAGGGGGAAGCCAUGGAAGUGGAGGAGUCAGCUCAGACAUCUGCUACUUCUAUGGAAGAGGGGAACAGCUGCACAGUGCAUGAUGUGAAUCUAAGUUGUGCUGAUGAUGAGUCCAGUGUUUCCACAUGUCAUUCAUCACCUGCCCCGUCCUCACUGUGCUGUGGUGGAAGUGUUGCAUUAGAAACAAAGCAUUUGGAAAAAAAUUUUGUAUCUACUGUUAAAGGAGCAAAAGGUUUUCUUUUGAGACUGUUUGAGAGUAAACAUUUUGAUAUGUCCAUGGCUAUCACAUAUCUCUUCAAUUCAAAGGAGCCAGGUGUGCAGAGCUAUAUAGGGAAUAAAAUUUUCAGCUUUCCAGAUAGUGAUGUUGAUUUUUAUCUUCCUCAAUUAGUGAGCAUGUAUAUUCAAAUGCAUGAUGUGGCUGAAGUGAUCCAUCCAUAUCUAAUAUACAGAUGCCGAAAGUCAGCAGAUUUUUCACUUAAAUGUGCAUGGUUGUUGGAUUCCUAUAGUUCAGAUGCACAUCUUCCUUCUAAAAAGAAGUCACAUGGCACAAAGUUAAAGAACUUAAUCUUAUCUGAUGAGCUUCGACCGAAGGAAGUAGAUAUUACCCGCCGCCUGCGAAAUAGCACUAUAGGUUCCCCUCCAGAUGCCUCAAAACUGAAAGAAAUCGGUGCUAGUUCCAUUGUUUCUAUUGCUCCACCAUCCCCGCCUCCACCACCUCCACCACCCCCACCACCUCCACCACCCCAGAUUCCUACCCCCCCACCUCUUCCCUCUGGCCCACUUUCUCCCAGUAAAAAGACUCAUCAACGUUCACGUUCCGAUGCUUCCGGUUUGUAUCAGGGUCAUAGAAGAAUGUUAUCUACAGGUUCUAGCAAUAAAAUUUGCUUGGGAGAUUUGAGCUCAGGACGAGCAUUUGAUAAUGGCUGUGCAUGUUUUGAUUCCUGCCAAGGUGUUGUCAAUGAUUUGAAAGGGAAAAGAACUGACUGUACUUGCAAUGCCCCACGUUUAGCUCCUGAAUUGGAAUUUAUCAGAGCUCUCAUAUCCAUUGGAAAACUGCUUAGUACCAUUCCUACAAAGGAGGCUAAAACAACACGUCUUCUUGCAGAAUUGAGUACACUAAAUCUAAACCUUCCAGCUCGUGUGUGGCUUCCUAUUCAUAGUAGUGUGCCCCACCACAUUGUGAGGAUUCCUCCUCAGACUUCUGCUGUUCUCAAUUCCAAAGAUAAAGCCCCAUACAUAAUUUAUGUUGAAGUGCUGGAAGUUGAGGAUAUUCAUACCUCUCCUGUCCCUACCAAAAUUAUGAAUUCACUUCGCCACACAAAAUCUGAAGAAAACUUGGCUGGAGAAGGACAAGUGCAAGCAGAGAGUACUUCUUUGUGUGCCUUCAGUGUGUAUGGCAAUCCAGAUGAAGAAACAGGAGACUGUUGGUCACAGGAAGAUGAUGAGAUCUCUCAGCAGUAUGAUUCAGAAAUGCUGAUCACAACUUUGCAGUAUAUGCAGUUACGUAAGCCAAUGGACCGUGAUACUAUAUCUCAGCUCAGCCAAGAAUCAAGUGAUUCUCGAGAACCACCUGUGUUUAUUGCUGGGGAUAUCCGCCGACGAUUAUCCGAAUCACUCCAUGACUCCCGACGUGCUACCUUCAAUCAUGAUCCUGAGGACCCUUCAGCUGCUGCCCUGAAAGAGCCAUGGGGUGAAAAGGAGCGACGAGUUCGUGAAGCCUCUCCAUAUGGCCACUUGGCUUCAUGGAGAUUGCUUUCAGUGAUUGUCAAGUGUGGAGAUGACUUGCGACAGGAAUUACUAGCAUCACAACUGUUGACCAUGCUUCAGCGGAUUUGGGAAAUGGAGCAUGUCCCUUUGUGGGUUCGACCUUAUCGGAUAUUGUGUCUGUCCAAUGAUAGUGGUUUGAUAGAACCUAUUCUCAACACAGUUUCUUUGCAUCAAAUCAAAAAACAUUGCCAGCUGUCAUUAUUGCAGUACUUUGCUAGGGAGUAUGGUUCUCAUAAUUCUGAAGCAUUUUUGACUGCACAGAGGAAUUUUGUGCAAAGUUGUGCUGCUUAUUGUUUGAUUUGUUACUUAGUUCAAGUGAAAGACAGACAUAAUGGUAAUAUUUUACUAAACAACGAAGGUCAUCUCAUUCACAUAGACUUUGGAUUCAUAUUGUCCACAUCACCACGCAAUCUGGGGUUUGAAACUUCUCCAUUCAAACUCACUCCAGAAUUUGUGGAGGUAAUGGGAGGAUUGGAUUCUGACAUGUUUAAGUACUUCAAAAUUCUCAUUUUACAAGGUCUUGUUGCUGCAAGAAAACAUAUGGACAAAAUUCUAAGCCUUGUGGAGAUAAUGAGAUCAGGGUCUCAACUGCCAUGUUUUAAAUCGGGAGCAGCAACUCUUCAAGCUCUUAAGAACAGAUUUCACCUCAACUUGACUGAAGAGCAGCUUCAGCAACUUGUUGACAACUUGGUGGAAUCCAGCAUCCAUUCUCUAAGCACCAAGCUGUAUGAUGGCUUCCAGUAUCUCACCAAUGUAAGUGUAUCGGUGAGGUUCUGUAGUCAACGGUCUGAUGGAUCAGAUGGCGAAGAACCAAGAAAACCCAAGCAGGAAUCGUCACAUAAAGGUGGAGAAGAGUACCCGUCGCACCACAGCCUCCCUGCAACAGUAGCUGUCCCUGAAGUGUGGCCUCAAUUGCCUUUAAUUGCAAUUAGCAGAAAUCCAGUAUUUCCAAGAUUCAUCAAAUUGGUUGAAAUAACUAAUCCUGUUCUAAUAGACCUUAUACGAAGGAAGGUAAAACUUAAUCAGCCCUAUGCGGGCUUGUUUUUGAAGAAGAGUGAUGAACAUGAAGCAGAUGUUGUUAAUAAUUUAAAAGAUGUUUAUUCUGUUGGAACAUUUGCUCAAAUUCAUGAGAUGCAGGAUUUGGGAGAUAAGUUGCGUUUGGUUGUAAUGGCUCAUCGACGUAUCCGUAUUACUGGUCAGAUAAUUGAUGAUAUGGAUGCACCUUCAGAGAUGACAUUAAGCUUUCCUCUGUUAAAAACAUCCAUUACUGUCCCACUAGAAGAAACAGAGGAAAGGAGAAGACGACGCCGUCGUAAAAGGAAGGCUGCAGAGGAGGAAAGUGCCAGUGUGAACUCCGAAAAGCAGGUGGAGGCUGAAGCCACAGCUUCUGCAGCAGGAACUCCUCCGCCAAAACCUCAGCCAGUGCUCAUGGUGCAGGUUGAAAAUGUUAUUCAUGAAAAAUUUAGACAAACUGAGGAAGUUAAGGCUUUAACCCAAGAAGUUAUCAAAACCAUUAGAGAUAUUAUCAGUUUGAAUCCUUUGUAUCGAGAAUCUCUGCAACAGAUGUUACAUCAAGGUCAGAGGGUUGUGGAUAAUCCUGUGUACUUAUCUGACUUGGGGGCAGCUCUUACUGGAGCAGAGGCCUCAGAGUUGCAGCAGGUCCUUGAAGAAAUGGAUAUUCCAAAACGCUUAAUGCUCUCAUUGUCACUAUUGAAGAAGGAAUAUGAAUUGAGUAAAUUACAACAAAAGAUAGGCCGAGAAGUUGAAGAAAAAGUAAAACAACAGCAUCGUAAAUAUAUACUACAUGAACAACUUAAAGUUAUUAAAAAAGAAUUGGGCCUUGAGAAAGAUGACAAAGAUGCAAUAGAAGAGAAAUUUCGUGAAAGAAUCAAGGAAAAAACUGUUCCUAAAGCAGUUAUGGAAGUUCUGGAUGAGGAGCUACAUAAACUGUCAUUUCUGGAGAGUCAUUCAUCUGAAUUUAAUGUUACCCGGAAUUACUUGGACUGGUUGACUUCAUUACCAUGGGGUAUUACGAGUAAAGAAAAUUUGGGACUAAAACAAGCAAUUGACAUUUUAGAUGAAGAUCAUUAUGGAAUGGAAGACGUUAAGAAGAGAAUAUUGGAAUUCAUUGCUGUUAGUCAACUGAAGGGGACCACCCAAGGCAAAAUAUUGUGUUUCUAUGGGCCUCCAGGCGUAGGCAAGACCAGUAUUGCUCGAUCGAUUGCACGGGCUUUAAAUAGAGAGUAUUUUCGCUUUAGUGUGGGUGGCAUGACUGAUGUUGCUGAAAUAAAAGGUCAUCGCAGAACAUAUGUCGGAGCAAUGCCUGGAAAAGUUAUACAGUGUUUAAAAAAAACAAAGACUGAAAAUCCUCUAAUAUUAAUUGAUGAAGUAGACAAAAUCGGAAAGGGUUAUCAAGGAGAUCCUUCUUCAGCUCUUCUAGAAAUGUUAGACCCAGAACAAAAUGCAAAUUUUUUGGAUCAUUAUUUGGACGUACCUGUGGAUUUAUCAAAAGUCUUAUUCAUUUGCACUGCCAAUGUUCUGGAAACAAUUCCAGAACCUCUCAGAGACCGCAUGGAAAUGAUAGAUAUGUCUGGUUAUGUAGCGGAAGAAAAGAUGGCAAUUGCAAAGCAAUAUCUUGUUCCUCAGGCUAUGAAUGAUUCUGGACUACAUAAUGACCAGGUUCACAUUAAAGAUGAUGCUCUGCAGCUUCUUAUAAAGUCAUACUGUCGAGAAAGUGGUGUCCGAAAUUUACAGAAACAUAUAGAGAAGGUUGUGAGAAAAGUAGCCUUUAAAGUUGUAAAGCAGGAAGCAGCAAAAAUUGAUGUGUCUUCAGAAAAUCUUCAUGAUUUUGUUGGUAAACCUAUGUUUACACAUGAUCGCAUGUAUGAAUCUACUCCCCCUGGUGUUGUCAUGGGUUUGGCAUGGACUGCUAUGGGUGGAUCCACCCUGUUCAUUGAAACAACAACAAGACGCCCUCAUGACGACAGUAGCGAAGGUUCCCUUGAACUGACAGGUCACUUGGGAGAUGUGAUGAAAGAAUCUGCUAAAAUAGCUCUGACUGUUGCAAGGAAUUUCAUGAAAAAAGAGGAUCCUAAAAAUAAUUUCCUUUAUUCAAGUCAUUUACAUCUCCAUGUCCCUGAGGGUGCCACUCCCAAAGAUGGGCCUAGUGCUGGAUGCACUAUUGUGACUGCAUUACUCUCAUUGGCCAAGAACAGUCCUAUUCGACAGGAUGUGGCCAUGACAGGAGAAGUGUCUUUGAUGGGAAAGAUUUUGCCAGUUGGAGGCAUCAAAGAGAAAACAAUUGCAGCCAAACGAGUAGGUGUUAAAUGUAUAAUUCUUCCAGAAGAAAACAAAAAGGACUUCAAUGAUUUGCCAAAGUAUAUAACUGAUGGCUUAGAAGUUCAUUUUGUGAAUCAAUUUCAGGACGUUUAUAAUAUUGUCUUUGCUAAACCAUGAUAUCUAGAUAAAAUUUUAUUUUAGGAAGUAUUAAAAUUAUUUUGAGAAAAGAAUCUAUCUCUGUACAUUGUAAACAAUGUAAAACGUAAAUGACCACAAAGUUGGGUGUUUCCUGUACAGAACUUUGUGGACUACAUCUGGUGUUUAAUGGCAGGAGAAGCAAUUAUGCUGUAUCUGUGUAAAUAAAUUUGUAUAUUUUUUUAUUUUUGUGAUUGAAUUUCUACCUUGCAUUUUGCUGAAAAGUUCUCUCAAACCCAACCCUCUCUUGAGGGCAAUUAUAGUAAAUAUUAUUUUUAUUUCAGCAUGUUUAAUUUGUUCCUUGAAUUACUGGUACUUCCUGCUUUAUUAAUUGUAAGAUAAGAUUUAAACUUUCCUCCACGUUACCAGUAUUACCAUUAUUUUCUAUUUCAAAAUCCCAUGAUGUAAAAUCAUCCAAGUCACAUUCUGACGGUGCAUCAUCAAUUCCUUCAGUGAAAGUCCAACCACGUUGUUUCCUGACAUCAUCACUUGUAAAGAUCCGAAUGUUUUUAACAUUUUUAUAAUUUUCAUGAAACCAUUUAAUAUCGGUUUUUCUUCUAGCAUCACUUACUAUCCACACAGAUUUGUCUGUAGCUCGGCACAUUUCAAUUGCAUGACGACAGAAGUAUCCAUAAUCUUUCUCUCUCAUUGAUUCUCCCCAGAUAAUCAUAUCCUGCCGAUAUUUUUCUUUAUAAGACGACGAAUCCAGUAAUUUGGAUAAUUCCAAACCACAUAAUUGGGCCCAGUGAUUUUUUAUGGGGGCUGAUAAUUUUACGAUAACACCGUUAUCGUGACCAAUCCUUUCAAUUAGCAAAUCGGUGAAGAAAUCUUUACCAGAUUUCCGUUUGCCACUGAAUAAUAGUAUACAUUUUGGAUUUGAUGUUUGAUCAGGGCACAUUACGACUACAACACCCCCAAAGCUUUAUGAUUGUUUCAGCCUACUGCAAUCAACAAUGACAAGUUUUUUAUACUAACUCACUGUCGUAGCACUGGGCCUGAGCGGGGGGAAAUACUUCGGUUUUUAUAACGUGGCGCGGCAAGGCGUGUUUUCACGAUGGAAU